GAGCAAAACGCAAAGGCUGCGAGAGAGGGAGGGGAGUGGAAAAACGGAGAGAGACCACUGAGGGGAGAGAAGUCAUUCUGAGCACGGGAGGGAGCAAGCUGGAUGCAGCUGACAAGGACACAGAGGGAAGAAAGCGCGUGGAGAAGCCUUCCCUGACAGGGGAGAGAAGUGAAGGAGUGCGUGCAUAAAGUAGAAAAAAAGAAGAGGAGGAGGAGAGGGAGCCUGACAGGAGGUCGAGCUUACGGGGCUUGACUGACACAAGAGCGAGGAGGAGGAGGAGGAGGAGGAGCAUGAGGGCAAGUUGAUGGAUUUGAUUUUGGGAGAGUAUUUUUAGAAGGAGGAGCGGGGACAUGAGAGGAAUAUUGAGAUUAGAGUUGCCAUCUUUUUGGAGUGGGGGAGAAAAAACUGGGGAGCAAAAGAAGCAAAAGAGUGGAUAACAAGAGGGAGAGAUGUUGACAUCAGAGUGUGACAGAACAGAUUAGCUCUGGUUUGGUUUCCCGCAGGAAACCGCUGUGAGUGUGUGUCCCUGACUUCGCAUGAGUGCCUCCUUCUCCAUGUGAAAGUGUGUUGUAGCAUGUUUCCUCGCUGAGAAGCAGGUUCGCUACAACAUGAAGCUAACCCCCUGGUUACCCGCAGGACUUCAGAACACUGGUGAAAAAGCCAAGUGGGGGGGGGGGAGAGACGAGGAAGAAGACCAAGUGACAUCACAAGAAAGUAAGAGGCAUCAAAAGUGCGACCGCAAAGUGGGACAGAAAACAAAUGAGCAUGGUGGACUUUUUUAGUGAAUUCAAUUAAAGAUUGUACUUAAUAGUGACAAGGAACUGAUUGCUGCCUCUGGCUGCCGAAUGCCUCCGCACGCCAGUGAAGCUAGGAAAACACACACACACACACAUUACUCCAAAGACAAGAAACCACAGCGCUGGAACAAGGCAACCAACCGCACCACACCAACCAAUCCCUCCGCUGUCGUCUCAUUAUUUUAAUUACCCUCUCUCCUUUCAUUUGUGUUUUUUUUUUUUUUUGUCCUCUUUGCUCAGCUCUUGGUAUUUUGUAUUCCAUCCUCCUCUCUCCUCCUCGCUUCCCCUCCCUCUUCCUCUUGCCUUCGCUCUCUCUCUCUCUCUGUCUCAUCCUGUCUUGUUCACUGUCACACUAACUGCGGUCGAUGCAGGAGUCACUCAUGUAGAAGCCACCUUGCUUGGAGCACAUUUGCCUAGCUGAUUUAUUUUUUUCUUUCUUUCUCCCCUGCUGAGUUGGAUGAUUGGAUGUCUCUUAGAUCAAAAGACCAGGAAGGGAUGACCAACAAGUAGCUGUUGCUGAGUUCCUCAGAGCUCCUGCACAAGCAGGAGAAGACGACUUUGAAACGCACAGAAUUCCCCGAAGGUAUUUAUACGCUUUAAAACAGUGUAUUUACAGCCAAGACUAAAUGGUUGGUCAAUAUUUGUAAGGCCAAACACUUAUCCAGGUGUGGAUUACAGUAGUGGAUUUAUCCUGGAGCUACAUGUGGGCCCCAGCCCCUGAAGCCUGGCUGGGAAAUGAAGCCUUUCCCGCGGCUGUAGGAGUGCUGUGGGCAGCCAUGGCCCUGGAAGGGCGCUGUCUCCGGAGGGGAUCCCCAGCCAUGAUCAGAAAAGGUCGUCAGAGGCGUGCAGCGAAGCAAACUCUGGCUCGGGUCACUUCUACUCUUCUGUCAAGGACACGCCUGCACGGCCUGAGGCAUGUGUGCCUCCCUGGUGGCUCUCUGGGCCGCAGGGCCUUCUGGCUACUCGCCCUCUGCACCUCCCUGGGGCUGCUUUUAUCUUGGUCGUCAAACCGCCUACUUCACUGGCUUUCCUUUCCCACACACACACGGGUCCACACAGAGUGGGCCAAAGAACUCGCCUUCCCCACGGUCACAAUCUGCAACAACAACCCCAUACGACUCUACAAGCUCACCAAGAGCGACCUUUACUUUGCGGGCCACUGGCUGGGCCUGCUGCUAGCUAACCGAACAGUGAGGCCUUUGGUUCUGGACUUGCUUCAAGAGGACCGUCAGGCCUGGUUCAAGAAGCUGUCAGACUUCAGGCUCUUUCUGCCGCCCAGAAACUUUGAAGGAACCAACCUGGAGUUUAUGGAUAGACUGAGUCACCAACUGGAUGACAUGCUGCUCUCAUGCAAGUACAGAGGAGAACCAUGCGGGGCUCACAACUUCUCUUCAGUCUUCACCAGGUACGGAAAGUGCUACAUGUUUAACGCUGCAGAGGAGGGGAAGACGCUCCGCACAACCAUGAAAGGAGGAACGGGCAACGGUCUAGAGAUCAUGCUGGACAUCCAGCAGGACGAGUACCUGCCUGUGUGGGGGGACACAGAAGAUACAGCCUUUGAGGCAGGCGUGCGGGUGCAGAUCCACAGCCAGGCAGAGCCCCCGUUCGUUCACGAGCUGGGCUUCGGCGUGGCCCCCGGCUUCCAGACUUUUGUUGCCACGCAGGAGCAAAGGCUGACCUACCUGCCUCCUCCGUGGGGAGAGUGCGAGUCCAAGGCUCUGGAGUCGGGCUUUUUCCAGGUCUACAGCGUAACCGCCUGCAGGAUCGACUGUGAAACACGCUACAUCGUCGAGAAUUGUAACUGCAGGAUGGUGCACAUGCCUGGUGAUGCCGCAUACUGCACACCUGAGCAGUAUAAAGACUGUGCUGAGCCUGCCCUUGCUAAACUGUCGGCUGUGGAGAGCAGCAACUGCAUGUGCAGGACGCCAUGCAACAUGACCCGCUACAACAAAGAGCUGUCCAUGGUCAAGAUCCCGAGCAAGACCUCCGCCCGCUACCUGCAGAAGAAGUUCAACAAGUCGGAGAAGUACAUCACAGACAACAUCUUGGUGCUGGAUGUCUUCUUUGAGGCUUUGAACUACGAGACCAUCGAGCAGAAGAAAGCCUACGAGGUGGCAGGACUGCUGGGUGAUAUUGGUGGUCAGAUGGGUCUGUUCAUUGGAGCCAGCAUCCUCACCAUCCUGGAGCUGUUUGACUAUGCUUAUGAGGUGGUGAAAGACAGACUACUGGAUUUGCUGAGCAGAGAGGACGAGGACGAGAGUCAUGGAGAGGACGUGAGUUCCUGUGACCCGGUGGCAAACCACUCGGAGACCAUCAGCCACACUGUGACAGUCCCCCUGCAGACAACACUGGGCACCCUGGAGGAGAUUGCCUGCUGAGGCCCUCCUCUGUUCCUGUCAGAGCCACCAACGUCCAGAGGCGUCCUCCACUGGGUGGCGCUACGUCCUCUGUCAAGGCACCCUGCAGGACCUUAAACAGAGGAAGGAAGAAGACAAGGACAAGAACAGAGGCUGGUCUAAGGACAGUGUUGCGCUCUGUCACACCGCCCUGUUCGAGGCACUAAUGGGGAUUAAGGAGCUGUCGGCCGGACUUAUCGGCCCUCUCCGUCACCCUGCACCGGACUGUUGUGGGAGGGUGGCCUCCACUGUGCCAGAACUGCAGUGAGGUUUGCCCUGCACAAAGAAAAAAAACUCAGAGACUGGAUGGGGCUCGUCCCUGUGCAGAAUAUCUAUGUAACAAACACAUUCUUAUUACGGUCACUGCCAAAUGAACUGUACAAACUCGCUUCUGAACUGUCCAAACUGCAUGCAACAAUCUAUCUUGCUCUCUUUGCUGAUGCAUACGCUGGACUACAGUGUUGCUUUACUGUACAUGUGUGCCAUAUCUGCAAGACAGGCCUGUGACACGGGCCAAGGUGAAAUAUGGAACUUCGAAUGUACAGAUUGAACAUAUGGUUGUUUAAAAUCAUAGUUCAGGAUGUCAAGUCCUUUGAAACCUCCUCUAAUGGGAGAUUCAUCAUUUCUUAGUUACAUAUCAUGAAGGGCAAGAGAUUGGUGAUGUGUGAGCAUUACUGAGAACAAAAGAACCCUGGGGAUUUUACUUUGUUUACUGAAAACCCAGCCAAAUCUGAACCUUUUGCAGCCCUCUUUUUGCAUAUUUUUUCACCCGUCAGUUUCAGCUAAAUCAGUUUCUUAAAAGGCAUGUUAGCUCCGUGUCUCAUGGAUUUGCCAAGCUGUUCUCCAGAGACAUCUUUAAAGGGAUGUCAUACUCUUACUGUAAAUAAAAGACUGGAUUUUGGAUGAUGCACCUCAACACAGCAUCCAGCUAGGUGAGGUAGAAUCUCAAUUUGUUUGCCUGCCAGACAGUAAGCCGUGUACAAAACGCUGCAGCAAAUGAAUAUGCCCCUGGUGUUGUGUAACCAUUGCUUCAUUAAGAUAAUCUCACGGUGAUAUUUCAGACAGCCACUUCAUCAAGGAUGGAAUCAUUCUGCCGGCUAGAAAACAAUCGACGCAGUCUUGACAAUUUACACCAUCCCCAUCAUUUAAAGUUGAUAACAAAAGCACCGACAAAAGGCUAAGGCUGGCUGUUCUUCUAAGGUGACAGGGUCUGCUGUGUUAUGAUGUAAAUAUCUGUGUUUUUUUCCUCAUAAAAACGGGUACCACGCAGACAUGCCUGAGGCAGAGCCUAUUUAAAGGAACUGCAGUAAAACAAGCACUCCAGGGCCAAAAGUGACUACAUACUGUAUUUGUCACAUUUUUUUGUGAUGUGACUCAAUCUUCAGCUCUCAGUAGGUGAGAAAGUUAUAUAACAAGCAUUAGCACUUCGGGGUUAGUUGAAUGUCAUGCUUAAAAAAAAUGAACACACUUUGCAACAGUGUGAGCACCAGGAAUCCUCUCCAAUACAGGUUAAGAUGAAAUGUCAGUGUCCUCUGAAACAGCAGGUACAUAUAUAUCACAUAUAUAUAUAUGGCUUAACACCAAAAGCUUGUAUGAGACCGAGUGGAAGAUUUAGUGCAUCUAGGUUUUCUGAUUCUCGUCCAUGAUCGUCCCAGGAUGGUCUCUGUCAUCAUGGUAACGUACCUCACAGGUAGGAAUGAGUUCAAGUGCUUUGUAAGAGUGUCUGAAUUAUGAUUUCCCAUGUGUAGCUUGACCUGCUGUCUUCUGUGUACUAUCUCAUGUUGUGGCUUCAGACCGACACGAUCCUCAGCUGACCUGCGGGAGAGGUGAGACGAACCGGUCUUUUUUCUCUCGGUGGCGAUGACACUGGCUGUUUGCUCUCUCUACUUUGGCUUCAAUUGUUUCGGCAGAGCAGCGUUUUCUCAUUUUGUGAUGCAGCAUACAGUGUGUGUUUUUAACGUGAAACGAUUAAAUUAAAAUGUUAUUUUGCAAUGA
Molecule: messenger RNA, 5188 nt
Organism: Labrus mixtus (cuckoo wrasse)
Lineage: Eukaryota; Metazoa; Chordata; Actinopteri; Labriformes; Labridae
Gene: asic2
Product: acid-sensing (proton-gated) ion channel 2
Exons: 10
Coding region: 1499-3175 (558 amino acids)
Biological process (GO): sodium ion transmembrane transport
Cellular component (GO): membrane
Molecular function (GO): ligand-gated sodium channel activity
Source: RefSeq, a predicted model, not a curated record